AUGGCGUCGGCAAUGGAUGUUGAUGAAGAAGAAGUAGAAAUGGCUUCAUCCAGUAGCGGUAAAGGUGAUAAAAAACGAUUUGAAGUUAAAAAGUGGAAUGCUGUGGCGCUAUGGGCAUGGGAUAUUGUCGUUGACAACUGUGCAAUUUGCCGAAAUCAUAUCAUGGAUUUAUGCAUAGAAUGCCAAGCUAACCAGGCAUCUGCUACAAGUGAAGAAUGUACAGUAGCUUGGGGUGUUUGUAAUCAUGCUUUUCAUUUCCAUUGCAUCUCUCGCUGGCUCAAAACUCGACAAGUGUGUCCUCUUGAUAAUAGAGAAUGGGAGUUCCAAAAAUAUGGACAC
Messenger RNA from Brenthis ino (lesser marbled fritillary), 339 nucleotides. The record is from the annotation of a GenBank genome assembly. Lineage: Eukaryota; Metazoa; Arthropoda; Insecta; Lepidoptera; Nymphalidae.